Molecule: messenger RNA, 546 nt
Organism: Nelumbo nucifera (sacred lotus)
Lineage: Eukaryota; Viridiplantae; Streptophyta; Magnoliopsida; Proteales; Nelumbonaceae
Source: RefSeq, a predicted model, not a curated record
AUGGAGAAGGAAUUUGGUAAGUUUCUUGAAAUAUUUAAAAGUUUACACAUUAAUAUUCCUUUUGCUGAUACUUUAGCCCAGAUGCCACACUAUGCAAGGUUUUUGAAGGAAUUAUUGGCAAAUAAAAAGAAACUGGGAGAUAUGGCUAUAGUUGCUUUGAAUGAGGAAUGUUCUGCUAUCCUUCUGAACAAGCUGCCUCAGAAACUCAAAGAUCUAGGGAGUUUCACUAUUCCUUGUACCAUAGGCAGUUUAAAAAUUGAGAAAUCUUUAUGUGACCUGGGAGCUAGCAUCAAUUUAAUACCAUUUUCUAUCUUCAAGAAAUUGGGAUUGGGGGAACCCCAACCCACUAGAGUGGCAUUACAAUUGGCUGAUAGAUUCAUUAGAUAUCCUAGGGGGACCAUAGAAGAUGUCUUAGUUAAAUUUGACAAAUUCACUUUUCUUGUUGAUUUCAUUGUGUUAGACAUUCAAGAAGAUGUGGAGGUCCCACUUAUCCUAGGGAGACCCUUCUUGGCUACCGGGAAAGUGAUGAUUGAUGUCCAACAAUGA